AUGUAUCGAAGAAAGCAUAGUUCGGAUUCCAAACCCUCAUGUUCGGAUCCACCAAAACCACCGGCGCAAAAACAAGGCCACAGUCACGAGCUCGACCACGAGCACGGACAUGACCAUGAUCACCAUCAUGGAUUAUUUCACACUCACGUACAUGAUCACUCGGACGGGGCAGAACAGAUUAUGCAGGCUAUUUCGAGAGGUAGAUUAGAUAGAGGAACAAAGAUAACGUUGCUGGGAUUGGGGAGUAACAUCGCUUUAACGGCAACUAAAGGUUUAGCUGGAAUAUGGAUGAACUCCGCCUCUUUACUGGCGGAAGCAGGACAUAGUCUGUCAGAUCUCUUAGGUGAUUUCGUUACUUUAGCUACAUGGCGUAUAUCGCGCCGUCCGGCGACAGACAACUAUCCCUGGGGAUACAGUAAAUUCGAGACGUUUGGAACACUGAGUGUUAGUGUCAUACUAGUAGGGGGAGCAAUAGGUAUAGGACUACACUCAUAUCAUUUACUUCUCCAAACACUCUUGCCCUAUCUCGAAACUUUCCCUCCUGGUACUACACUCAACUCCUUAGGUCACUGGUUGCCAUCUUCAGUACCUUCACCAUUACUAGAGCUUUUCCAUUCUCAUGGACCAUCGGCCCUUCCUCAUGAACACGGAGCGGCAGACGCUGCUCUUUCCCAUUCUCACUCUCAUUCGCAUGCUGCUGGCCACAUACACGGUACAGAGUCAGGAGCAAUCCUGAAUCCUCAUGCAGCAUGGUUCGCGCUCGGAAGUGUAGUGGUCAAGGAGUGGCUAUAUAGAGUGACCAGCAAGGUGGCAACAGAAGAGCAUAGCCCUGUGUUGAAAGCAAACGCCUUGCAUCACCGCGCAGACGCUUUGACGUCCCUCGUAGCUCUGACCUCGAUUUUGGGAUCAUCGAUAGGCGGAUAUCAUUUCUUAGAUCCACUGGGUGGAUUAGCAGUAUCAUUUUUCAUCCUUCAGCAAGGGUUGACUCUAUCGAAAACUGCUUUCUUGGAGCUUUUAGAUGCUGGAGUUGAUGCUGGCACGAAACAAAAUUACAUCAGUAUCGUGGAUGGUCUGGUUGACGGGAAAGAGUUGCUGGGAGUGAGGAAUGUCAGAGGGGUCAAAUCUGGUGGUCAAACCCUUCUCGAUCUCACAAUUUCUGUUCCGCCAAUGAUGACAGUCCACGAAUCUCACGCCGUAGAACAGAGAGUCCGGGAAGCAGUAAUGAAUGCCAGAAAAGAAGUUCGAGAGGUCAAAAUUCAUGUACACAGCCAGGAUGAUGCGGAAAUAUCGAUCAAGCAGGAUGUCAAAUUCGAAAAUGGUUCAGGUCCAAAAUCAGAUUUCGGUCGGGAUGGCUGUUGA
Molecule: messenger RNA, 1359 nt
Organism: Kwoniella shivajii
Lineage: Eukaryota; Fungi; Basidiomycota; Tremellomycetes; Tremellales; Cryptococcaceae
Exons: 6
Coding region: 1-1359 (452 amino acids)
Biological process (GO): transmembrane transport; monoatomic cation transport
Cellular component (GO): membrane
Molecular function (GO): monoatomic cation transmembrane transporter activity
Source: RefSeq, a predicted model, not a curated record